CCUUACUGAAACCAUUUAGUUUGUGUAGGUGUCUGACCGGCUGAGCUUGAAUUUCUGAAGUUGAGAAACAUGUUUCAGGAACAUUGCAGCCUUAAAGUGCACAUUUUGAACUAUGAGAAUGUAGUGGAUACGGGUUCAGAAACAGAUGAUGAAGACAAGCUUCACAUUGCGGAAGAUGACAGUAUUAUUAAUGCCCUGGACAGAGAUUCCAGUCCAGUGACUAUGCCCAACCACGAUUCUUCCCCACAUGGAAACCAAGUACUGUUGCCAAGGGAGGACGAGGAAAGUGAAAAGAGGGACUGUGGCACAGAACACACCUGGCAUAGCAGGGAGACACUACCAGUCUCAAUAGAUAGUACUGAAUGGUAG
Molecule: messenger RNA, 369 nt
Organism: Rhincodon typus (whale shark)
Lineage: Eukaryota; Metazoa; Chordata; Chondrichthyes; Orectolobiformes; Rhincodontidae
Product: zinc finger E-box-binding homeobox 2-like
Exons: 3
Coding region: 70-369 (99 amino acids)
Source: RefSeq, a predicted model, not a curated record